AUGAAUAAUGCUUCAUCACUUCGUGUUUUUCAGUUUCUGAUAUUUGUGGUGUCGCAUUUGUUGUUGAUGUUUGGAGCAGCGAUAUCCAAACUGGUAGUGAUUUUGUUAGCAACCAGUAUUGAGCUGAAAGCUCCAGGAAAUCGUUUUAAAAAAAAGUGUUAUUUUGGAGAAGGAAAGCCGAGAAAUGCAGAAACAACAGUUUCUGUGGUCUGUGCCUUACGGUUUAUUCAAAAUGUACCGGAUGUGUUGGACGCUGAAGAAGAGAGUGAAAUUACUGGUAUGUUUAUGUGGUUAUUCGGUGCUAUUUUGGGUAGUAUUUGCUUCGUGCUACAUGUGGAGUAUAACUGCCGUACACUUCUUCAACUUAAGUAUGGGACGCGAAAAAUGAGUUCAAUGACAAGACUGAUGGUAUCAGUGCUGCGCAUAUUGACUUCCAGUGCAAUCGUUUGGAUUGAUAUUGACUUGGAGGACGUCGGGAAAGUCACUGGAGGAGAUAUAUUUUGGCGUUGUUUGGUUAAUAGCUUAUUCAUGUUGGCUGUUAGGACACCUAGUUUUAAUGCUGGCGACGAUGUAUUUGAUACAAUCACAACUGUAUUGAACGGAUUAACGAUUGAGCAAUCGCUAGUAAUAUAUCGAGUCUCAUUCAAUAAAAAGAAAAUGCAUGGUGACCGUCGAUCGUCGGAGAGAGUAAACGCUGAUGGCAGCGGCCUUCGAAUAAUCAAUGAUGAAAUUGAUAAAACUGUGAAGCUAUACAUUUGUUCGAGGAUAUGGGACGAGACAAGAAUCGAAAUGAUGCAAAUACUGAAAUCUAUUAUAAAGCUUGGCAAAGAACAUUCCUUUAUGCUGAUAGAAAGAAGACGUUCGUAUGAUAUCAAAUAUAAAUUGGAAGGUUACUGUUAUCAUCAACUUGAUGUGUGUACUGAUGCACAUAUAUUUUUCGAUGAUGCUUGGGAAGAUCAGAUGGAAUGUGGUCGCAUUCCGAAUGGCUUUUUUCAAACUUUUUUUCAUCUCUUGUUGGAGUUGACAGAAAAUGAAAGCAUCGAAGAAAGAAAUGAAAAAAUGAAUGACCGUGUACUCGUUAAUACUGUUUAUGGUGGAAGGUUGGUAGUGCGUCUGCCAGCAGGCUCAUUACUCUUUGUCCAUCUGAAGGAUAAGCAACUUGUUCGUCAUAAGAAACGUUGGUAUGAAAUCAGUGAAAGAGAGAUAAAUGAUAGAAGCUUGUAG
Molecule: messenger RNA, 1224 nt
Organism: Acanthocheilonema viteae
Lineage: Eukaryota; Metazoa; Nematoda; Chromadorea; Rhabditida; Onchocercidae
Source: the annotation of a GenBank genome assembly